UGCGGGUGAGAUUCUUCGAGGGCUUGGUGAACCGUCUUAAGCCAUUGAUGGGGUGAAAAAGAGCGAGGGCGAGAAUGGGAUUGUUGAGAAUUGAGGACUGCCACUGAGGGGUUUCAAAGGAAUUUGCAGAACAAGUGUUUUAGGGUUUCGGAGAAUUCGAACGAGAGAAAGUCUCUCGUAUUCAAAGUUUAAUUGAAUUCUGGGAGAGCAAAACUGGGGACUGAAGGUUCUCGGUUUAGCCGGUGUUUGUGUUGCGCCGAUUGGUGGUUGUCGUCGUUUCGGUACUGCUGUGGUAGCUCUGCUGGUUCCGGAACUAUGGAUAUCGAUUCCCCUUCUGAAUCUGUUUCCCUAAAGCCCCGUGAUCGAAUCGUCCGGAAUAUUACUCAACUUGGAGUACCUGGGGAGUUUCUUGAUAAGCUUCAGCCUGGUUUGGUUGCUUUUGUUAAGCAUAAUAAGACCUGGAUACCGGAGUUGGUAUCAGCUAUAUUACCUUCUGAUGAGGAAGUGGUGGAAGUUCUCCGUGAAGCUAAGCUAGCAGCAGGGUCUAAAAAACCAUCAACAGGUCCUACCAUGAAACCACGAUUUCGUGAAAGCAUGGCAUGGUUACAAUGGUUGAUGUUUGAGGAUGAACCAAUGGUUGUGUUGAGGAACCUUUCCAAAUUGAGUGUUGGCCAGCGAGGUGUUUGUGGGGCUGUUUGGGGACAUAAUGAUAUAGCAUAUAGGUGCAGAACGUGUGAGCAUGACCCAACAUGUGCAAUUUGUGUUUCAUGUUUUCAGAAUGGGAACCACGAGGACCAUGACUAUUCCAUUAUUUAUACUGGUGGUGGUUGCUGUGACUGCGGAGAUGUAACUGCAUGGAAACGGGAAGGGUUUUGUUCAAAGCAUAAAGGAGCAGAACAGAUACAGCCUCUGCCGGAGGAGUAUGCAAACUCUGUGGGUCCUGUUCUUAAUGAAAUAUUUCUUUGUUGGAAAAACAAGCUUUCUCUUGCAGAAAAGAUCUGUCAGGAAAACCCUAGAGCUAGUGAUCGUGUUGCAGAGUUUAAGAAGGUUGCAACUGAGUUAACCUUUGUGGUUGUUGAAAUGCUUUUGGAGUUCUGUAAGUACAGUGAGAGUUUACUUAGUUUUAUUUCAAAGAUGGUUUUCUCAUCAGUUGGUUUAUUGGAUAUUCUGGUGAGAGCAGAGAGGUUCUUGAAUGAUGCUGUCGUUAGAAAACUCCAUGAGUUGCUCCUGAAAUUGCUGGGAGAGCCUGUUUUCAAGUAUGAAUUUUCUAAGGCAUUUAUAAGUUAUUAUCCAACUGUUGUGACUGAAGUCAUAAAGCAAUCCACUGACACGGUUUUAAAAAAGUAUUCGUUGCUUCCUACAUUCUCUGUGCAAAUCUUUACGGUGCCAACACUAACCCCUCGUCUUGUGAAGGAAAUGAAUCUGCUUACUAUGCUGUUGAGAUGUUUGGGAGAUAUUUUCAGUUCUUGUGCUGGUGAUGAUGGUCGUCUACAGGUUGCCAAGUGGGGGAAUUUGAAUGAGAUUACUAUUCGUGUGGUUGAAGAUAUUCGAUUUGUUAUGAGUCAUGCUUUAGUGCCCAAAUAUAUAAUCAGGGAGCAGCAAGAUAUCUUAAGAACCUGGAUGAGGCUCUUGAGUUUUGUUCAAGGGAUGAACCCUCAAAAGAGAGAAACGGGACUUCAUAUUGAAGAAGAUAAUGAGAAUAUGCAUCUGCCUUUCAUCUUAGGUCAUUCUAUUGCCAACAUUCAUUCUCUUUUGGUGGACGGGGCAUUUUUUGUUGCUAACAGUGAUGAGACAGAGGAUGACAUUCUUUUCCUUAGAUACUCAAAAGUUGGACGGCUAUCCCAAGAAAGUUCUGCAUGCAGUGCAAUGGGAAGGAGUAGUUUGUUUUCAUGUGCACCUAAGAUUUCUGAAGAUAAAUCAGGUGCUGAUCCAUGUCUUUUGAUUCCACCAUAUGUCACAUGGUUAACAUAUGAGUGCUUGAGGGCAAUUGAAAAUUGGUUAGGAGUUGAUAAUACAUCUGGGAAUGUUCUUGAUAUAUUGUCUCCAAGUUCUAGCAGUAUUGCUGGUAGCAAUUUUUCGGCCCUGAAGAAAACAUUAUCUAAGAUUAGAAGGGGCAAAUACAUUUUGGGUAGACUAUCAAGUGAAGAUCAUGGUAGACAAUCUUCUUCCCUUGUAUAUGGUGAUUCACAAACAUGUGGCCAUUUGCAAGAUGGUAAAAGUACAGGACAGGAGGGUAACUUGAUGGAUGUUGGUGAAAGUGAUUCAUUUAAUGAUUGCAACCUUGCUGUCAAGGAUGAUGGUGCAGUGGAAGGAGAUUGCACCAUGGAUGUAGAUGGUCUUCGUGUUCUGAGUUUGUCUGAUUGGCCAGACAUCAAAUAUGAUGUUAGUUUGCAGGAUAUAUCUAUUCACAUUCCCUUGCAUCGGUUACUUUCCUUGCUUCUACAAAAAGCAUUGAGAAGAUGCUUUGGUGAAUCGAUGGUUACAGAUAUUAAUGAUGGUGCUGGUUCUGCGAGUUCAUUGUCACCAGCCUGCACUGAUUUCUUUGGACAAAUUCUUAGUGGGUGCCACCCUUAUGGGUUCUCUUCCUUCAUUAUGGAGCAUCCUUUAAGGAUUAGGGUAUUUUGUGCUCAGGUUCAUUCUGGAAUGUGGCGGAAGAAUGGGGAUGCUGCUUUAUUAUCUUGUGAGUUGUAUCGUACUAUUCGCUGGUAUGAACAGGGUUUGGAGCUUGAUCUUUUUCUGCUGCAGUGUGCUGCUGCAUUGGCUCCUGCUGAUACGUUUGUCUAUAGAAUUUUAGAACGUUUUGGCCUAUCAAACUACCUUUCUCUGAACCUUGAGCGUUCUAGUGAAUAUGAACCUGUUUUAGUGCAGGAGAUGCUCACACUUAUUGUACAAAUAGUCAAAGAAAGGCGGUUUUGUGGGCUAACUAAGGCUGAAAGUUUAAAAAGGGAGUUAAUUUAUAAGUUAGCUAUUGGAGACACUACUCAUAGUCAGUUGGUGAAAUCUCUUCCUCGUGACCUCUCCAAGUUUGAGCAGCUGCAGGAAAUUUUGAAUACCGUUGCUGUAUAUUCUAAUCCAUCUGGCUUUAAUCAGGGGACAUAUUCACUACAAUGGGCUUAUUGGAAAGAGCUGGAUUUGUAUCAUCCUCGUUGGAACUCGAGAGAUUUGCAGGUUGCAGAAGAAAGAUACUUACGCUUCUGUAGCAUUUCUGCAUUGACCACUCGGUUACCCAGAUGGAGCAAGAUAUAUUCUCCUCUCAAGGGUGUGGCUAGGAUUGCUACCUGUAAAGCAGUCAUUCAAAUUGUCCAUGCAGUGCUUUUUUAUGCUGUUUUUACUGAUGAGUCAACAGAAUCACGUGCUCCUGAUACUGUUCUUAUAACAGCCCUGCACUUGCUCUCAUUAUCAUUGGAUAUAUGUUUUCAGCUGGACAAAUCUAGUGAUCGGACUUGCUAUGAUGGGGACUCAAUUCCCAUGCUAGCUUAUGCUGGUGAAAAAUUUGAGGAGGGAUUAAAUUAUGGUGCUGGUGAACAAAGUUUGUUGUCCCUUCUUGUAUUGUUGAUGAGGAUGCAUAAAAAAGAAAGUUCAGACAACUUUUUGGAAGCAGGAAAUUGCAACCUUUCUUCUUUAAUUGAAAGUUUGUUGAAGAAGUUUGCAGAGAUUGAUUCUAGAUGUAUGACCAUAAUACAGAAACAUGCACCUGAAACGGUUAGUCAUCUUUUACAAUCCUUUCCCAAUGGUGAAACAAAUAUAUCGAGGUCAUCUUUCGAUAGUGAGAAGCGCAAGGCUAAAGCCCGAGAGAGACAGGCUGCCAUAUUGGAAAAAAUGAGAGCCGAUCAAUCUAAAUUUUUGGCUAGCAUUGAUUCUUCUGAGGAUGAUGGUUCAAAAUUCGAACAAAAAGAAAAUAAUCUUGAUAUUGGAAAUGAAGAAAAAGAAUCUGAUCAAGUUGUUUGCUCUCUUUGCCAUGAUCCAAAUUCUAAAAGUCCUAUAUCCUUCUUGGUUCUUCUCCAAAAAUCCAAGCUUUUGAGUUUUCUUGACAGAGGUCCCCCUUCAUGGGAAAAUCCUCGCAAUUUAGACAAGGUGCAUGUCUCAAUUGUUACAAACAAGGUGACCAAUCAGUCUGAAAGUGGCAAUUUGUCUACUGGUGUAGGAGCGGUGUCAUCUUCUCAGUUGGCACAGUUGGUUCAGAAUGCAGUCACUGAAUUUUCCAAUCAUGGUCAACCAAGGGAAGUUGAUGCAUUUCUAGAAUUUCUCAAGGGCUGGUUCCCUGCAUUAAGGAAUAUUCAAGUGCCAUGUUCAACAAACAAUGAUAGGGAGAAGGAUUCAUAUUUAUUUGGGACAUUGGAAGAAGAUAUUUUCUCUUCCGUUCAAGGAGAAAUACACAAUAAGAUGACUCAAUUCAGUUCCUUAGAAGAUAAGAAUUUUUCUACUGCUGGAAAGGGUCAAGCAACUAGCGGAGAUGCUGGGUGUAUGUUGCUUGGCAAAUAUAUAGCUUCUUUUUCUAGAGAGAUGACAGAAAAGCCUUCAGUUUCUGAAAAUGUUUGUAAUGAUAAGGUGCUAGAAGAAUCUACUCAGGUUCCAGCUUAUGAUGGAUUUGGUCCAGCAGAUUGUGAUGGAAUUUAUCUUUCUUCCUGUGGACAUGCCGUGCAUCAAGGAUGUCUUGAUCGAUAUUUAUCAUCUUUGAGAGAGAGAUAUAUCAGGAGGAUUGUUUUUGAAGGAGGGCAUAUUGUAGAUCCAGAUCAGGGGGAGUUUCUUUGCCCAGUAUGUCGUCGACUUGCAAACUCUAUUCUGCCUGCGUUACCCGGCGAGUUUCAGAAGGCCCUGAAGCAGCCUAUUAGUUUAGGUGCUGGCUUGUCAUAUGCUGCUUGUCCUUCAGACGUAUUAGGUAAAAAAGCUAAUUCACUUCUCCUUCAGCAAGGCUUAGCUCUUCUGCAGUCUGUGGCAAAUGCAGCUGGAAGGGUUGAAACCCUUAAAGGUUUCCCUCUGCAGAAAUCUGAAAGGACAUUCCCAAAUCUUGAACCUUUGUCACGUACCCUCUCCAAAAUGUAUUUUCCAAAUAGACAGGAGAUGUUAUUAGGCUCUGCAAGGUUAAGCCACUCAAUGCUUAUGUGGGACAUGCUUAAGUACUCCCUCCUUUCAAUGGAAAUUGCUGCUCGUUGCGGAAGGACACAUAUGAAACCAACAUAUGGGCUUGAUGCCUUGUAUAAGGAACUUGAAUCAUCGAGUGGAUUUACGCUGUCCUUGUUGCUAAAAAUUGUUCAAAGCACACGCAGUAAGAAUUCUCUGCAUGUGCUUCAGAGGUUUAGAGGUAUUCAAAGCUUUGCAGAAUCGAUUUGCUCUGCAGUUUCUGUAGAUCGUGGUGGCCACACAAGUGAAGGUAAUAUGCUAUGUAUCUUAAAGAAUAUUGACAUGGAAGUUUCAUAUCCUGAUAUUCAAUUUUGGAAUCGGGCUUCUGAUCCUAUCCUUGCCCAUGACCCUUUUUCAUCCCUGAUGUGGGUUCUUUUUUGUCUUCCAUACCCGUUCUUAUCAUGUGAGGACUCCCUGUUAUAUCUUGUGCACCUCUUCUAUGCUGUUACAGUAGUUCAGGCAAUAAUUACAUAUUGUGGGAAAUAUCAAUGCAACAUAAGUGAAUUAGGUCUUGAUGAUUGUUUGAUUACUGACAUAUCCAAACUUACCGAAAAGUCAGGCUGUAUUCGGGAAUAUUUCUUUUCAAACCAUAUUGGCCAUUCUGGUAAUAUCAAGAACACAAUUCGUAGCUUGAGUUUUCCUUAUUUGCGGAGAUGUGCAUUGCUCUUUAAAAUGUUGAACUCUUCUGCACGAGUGCCAUUUUGUGAGGGGGACAGUGUGUUGGAUAGAUCUCAUGCCAUCCAUGACAUGACGGACAACACUGACAGUGCACAGGCAGAGAUCAAUGAAAUUGAACGGCUAGAGGACAUGUUCAAGGUUCCAUCACUAGAUUUUGUUCUUAAGGAUGAAUUACUGCAUUCACUAGCUGUGAAUUGGUUCAAUCAUUUGUGUAAGGAGUUUGAAGUGAAUGGAUUAAGAAGCAGCAUGCACUGCAACCCUGCAGCUCCAUUUCGGUUAAUGCAUCUGCCUCGGCUUUACCAGGAUCUCUUGCAGAGGUAUAUUAAACAACGUUGUUCUGACUGCAAAUCUGUUCUGGAUGAACCUGCCUUGUGCUUGCUUUGUGGUAGAUUAUGCUCUCCAAGCUGGAAGUCCUGUUGCAGGGAAAGUGGAUGUCAAACUCAUGCAAUGGCCUGUGGUGCUGGUACUGGAGUAUUUCUUUUGAUUAAGAGAACAACAAUCCUGCUACAAAGAUCCGCACGUCAGGCUCCCUGGCCAUCACCUUACUUGGAUGCUUUUGGUGAAGAGGAUGUUGAGAUGCAUAGAGGAAAGCCUUUGUACUUGAAUGAAGAACGUUAUGCGGCUUUAACUAAUAUGGUGGCGUCUCAUGGUCUUGACCGAAGUUCCAAGGUUCUUGGGCAAACUACUAUUGGUUCUUUUUUCAUGGUUUAGUCUGAACUUUAUGCGAGGCAGUGAAGUACCUUGAAAUCUGUUGAUGAGGAGGAGACUUCACAAAGGAAUGUUUGGUAACUAUUAACAUUGUCAAACAUUCCAUAUUUCCAUCUGUUGGUAAAUUGAGGAUCUUGGGUUGGCAUGUGCAUGCGAGGUUGUACAGUUCAUUGAGAUUACCAUUAUGUGCCUGAAGGAAUAGGGAUGGAAACAAAAACUGUGCUAUCCUUGCGUCUAGAUACUUGGGGAUUCUCCUCUCUACAAAAGUUGAACUUCGCUCCUUCAGAAGUUUUAGACAGGUUCUCUUGCUUUAAUGGUUGUACAGUUUUAUGGUGCCUGAAAGCUUAGCUACAAUUGUGUUCCGCUAUCCUUCAAAAGGAAGGUGGAGUCUUGCAUCAAAUGGUUGUACAUAAAAACCAAAACCUCAGCAAGCUUUGAGAUGCUUCUUUUUAAUGUUAAGAAUUGUUUGGCAUUUCUUGCUCCUUUUGUUUCUUUUGACUUCUAGUUGAGCAUGAAAGAACAAGCACUCUCUUCCUUGUAUUUGAGUUUUUCUUCUUUUUUCUGGGGAUUGGGGAGGGGACGUGAAGGGAGAAGGGAGAAGGGCCUAGGGCUUUGAAUUAGAAUAAUUGCAUUUCCAUAUCUACCAAGUGGUUUUGGUGUGCUUGAGUGCUUGUUUAAACUGAUGUAUAUCAUUCUUUCUAGCUUCAAGCUCUUUCUUUCUUUUUUUCCCUCUC
This is a messenger RNA of Ziziphus jujuba (common jujube), 7241 nucleotides long. Its product is annotated as E3 ubiquitin-protein ligase PRT6. Gene Ontology annotation, biological process: ubiquitin-dependent protein catabolic process via the N-end rule pathway; protein ubiquitination. Lineage: Eukaryota; Viridiplantae; Streptophyta; Magnoliopsida; Rosales; Rhamnaceae. The transcript has 16 exons. Gene Ontology annotation, molecular function: zinc ion binding; ubiquitin protein ligase activity. The record is from RefSeq and is a predicted model, not a curated record. The coding region runs from base 316 to 6510 and encodes 2064 amino acids. Gene Ontology annotation, cellular component: ubiquitin ligase complex; cytoplasm.